Molecule: messenger RNA, 1728 nt
Organism: Morchella importuna
Lineage: Eukaryota; Fungi; Ascomycota; Pezizomycetes; Pezizales; Morchellaceae
Exons: 3
Coding region: 1-1728 (575 amino acids)
Biological process (GO): mRNA splicing, via spliceosome
Cellular component (GO): post-mRNA release spliceosomal complex
Molecular function (GO): RNA lariat debranching enzyme activator activity
Source: RefSeq, a predicted model, not a curated record
AUGGCUGCCAAAAUGUACGCAUUCCCUCCCUCCCCUCCCUCCCUCCCCUCCCCUCCCACCUCCCUCAAUCCUCUCAAGAUCCCCUCGCCCCCCCCCUCCACUGACUCUCUCCACAGCCUCGUCAUCGGAGCCACAAACGGCAGCUUCAUCGAAGCAUUCACAAAAGCCACCGCCCUACACACAAAAAACAACUUCUCCCUCGCCCUCCUCCUCGGCGACCUCUUCGCCGCCCCCGGCACCACCGACACCCCCAGCGACACCGAAAACAUCCAAAAGCUCCUCCGCGGCGAGAUCAAGGUUCCCCUACCCACGUACUUUGGGCUCGGGCGACACUCGCUGCCGCCCAGCGUGCGCGAGAAGAUCGCAUCCUCCGCCGGCGAGGUCUGCGAGAACCUCUUCUUCCUCGGAAAGAAGACCGUCCUCAACACCUCCGAGGGCGUGCGCAUCGUCGCGCUCGGAGGCCGCCUCGACAGUAACAUCCAGACCGCCGCGAAGCCGGAGGCGGACGCGGGUGAGGCGGCGGAUCUACCGUAUUACUCCCCGCUGGAUGCGAGGACGCUCAAGGGCUGCAACAGCGCCGACCUGCUGCUGACGUACGACUGGCCGGCGGAUGUUGAGCGUGGCAGCGCAGUGCCUCUGCCCCCUGCGCUUGGCGGUGGUGGUAGUAGUGGUAGCCCGUCGAUUGCGGAGCUCGCAAUGAUGAUCCGCCCGCGGUACCACUUCGCGGCGGCGGGCGCGGCGUUCUGGGAGCGGGAGCCGUACAGGAACGUGGUGCGGGACAGCGAUGCGAAGGGGGAGGGGGCGCGGGUGACGCGGUUCCUGGGCGUGGGCGAUUGGGGGAAUGAGGCCAAGGCGAAGAGCUUGUAUGCGUUCAGCAUCACGCCGCAGGAUACGAAUGUCGCUGUGCCGCCGAACGCGACGCCGAGCCCGUAUAGGGAGAAGACCAAGAAGCGGACGGCGGGGCAGGCGGACGGCGGCGGCUCCUUCUUCUGGGGCGAGCAUAUCCGCGAUGACCGGGGCGGAAAGCGGGGGAAGGGCGGGCCGAGGGCGCCGAAACCCCCACCUGGACCCGAAAACUGCUUCUUCUGCCUCUCCUACCCCAAGCUCGAAAAGCACCUCAUCGUCUCCAUCGGCAACGACGCCUACCUCACCACCGCCAAGGGGCCGCUCACAAAGGCCUCCGCCACGCUCCCCUUCGCAGCGCACAUCCUCAUCAUCCCGCUCACACACACGCCCACGCUCGCGCUCAUCGACGACGGCGAGGCGCGCGCCAGCACGGCCGCAGAGAUGACGCGCUACAAGGACGCCAUCAGCGCCAUGCUCGAGCCGCGCGGGUUCGGCACCGUUACGUUCGAGAUUGCGCGUGCGGGAGGCGUGCAUGCGCAUUGGCAGGUUGUGCCCGUGCCGAGUGAUAAGAUGGAGGUGGUGGAGGAGGCGUUUAGAGGGGAGGCGGAGAGGGAUGGGUUGGCGGCGUUGGAGAGGCGGGAGGUGAGCGAGGGCGAGGAGUAUUUUAGGGUGUGGGUGGGGGGGAGGGGGGAGGGGGGGGCGUUGGUGCUGCCGUUGAGGGGGGGGGAGUAUUUUGAUUUGCAGUUUGGGCGGAGAGUGCUGGCGAAGGUGCUGGGGCUGCAGACGGUGCACUGGAAGGACUGUGUGCUGAGCUUGGAGGAGGAGAAGGGUGAUGCCGAGAGGUUCAAGGAGGCGUUUAAGGAGUUUGAUUUCAGCCUUUAG